AUCCUUCAGUCUGAUUUCUGAUUGCAAACUUUUCACUCGCAGGUAAAAGUGGCAAAGCAGCUUUCACCAUGACCCAUGCAGUCGGUCUCUUUCUUUGGCCAUAUGCGAUAGAACACUCGCAUUGCAAAGUGCAUGAGCCAUUGACGUAAAGAUAUUUUGGUAAUACAUUUUUGAAUUUUUCAAGUGUAAUAAUUAAAAAAAAAAAAAUGGAUCGUUGGAACGGAAAAAUAGCUGUUGUUACCGGUGCCUCAGGAGGAAUUGGUUUGGCUGUUUCUAAAAUAUUACUCGAGCAUGGAAUGAUCGUUGUGGGCCUUGCAAGAAGAAAAAAUAAAAUGAUUGAUGAAAUUAAAACUUGCAAAAACUCUAAAAAUUUUUAUGCUAGAGAGUGUGACAUAACAAUCGAGGAAAAUAUAAUUCAAUCUUUCGAUUAUAUUAAAAGUACGUUUGGUCAAUUAAAUAUAUUAAUAAAUAAUGCCGGUACAACGAGCAUGAAGAAAAUUGAAGACUCUUCUACGGACGAAAUCGAAAAAAUAGUUAAAGUAAAUUUGCUUGGUGUGGUAUAUUGUUCGAAAAAAGCUAUCAAGUUAAUGAGAGAGAAUUCUAUGGAAGCACACAUUUUGAACAUAAACAGUGUUUUAGGUCAUAGAGUACCUCCCCCAAUAUUUGGACAUUUCAAUAUUUAUCCAGCAACGAAAUUUGCUGUAACUGCCCUCUCUGAAUCACUUCAAUAUGAUCUACUUGAUUCAAAAAUACGUGUGACCAAUAUUAGCCCAGGUGCUGUAAAGACAGAUAUGCUGGACUAUGCAGUACAGCAUGCACCACUCAUGUCUCAAUUACCGGAACUGAGUCCAGAUGAUAUAGCUAAUUCAAUUGUAUUUGCCUUGAGUGUACCCCCACACGUUGAGAUAAGCGAGCUAACGAUUCAAGGCAAGAAAAUGGAUUUUUGA
Molecule: messenger RNA, 947 nt
Organism: Trichogramma pretiosum
Lineage: Eukaryota; Metazoa; Arthropoda; Insecta; Hymenoptera; Trichogrammatidae
Product: farnesol dehydrogenase-like
Exons: 5
Coding region: 207-947 (246 amino acids)
Source: RefSeq, a predicted model, not a curated record